CUGCUGAAGGAUCACAGACGUUCCCGGGAGUUUCUAGGGAGUCGGUCUCACAAGGGGGCCAAUAGAGCUCAGUUAUCUCCCUUCCAAUCCCGGCAACCUCCGCAACCUCUUGCACAGUCAGCCGUUGAUGUGGUCCCAGCGAGGCCUGCCGACUACGCCAAUGAAAAAGUUACUUUUAUAACUACUAAACCAGGUUCGCUUCUUAAUAAGCAGACACCACACAAACUGUUUGGUAGACCAGCUCAAAACUUUACUUAACAUCGGCCGAUGGAAGGGAGCGAGAAUUCCAGCUAAGUGACCAAUGUAGACACUUAACUGUCCUCAGCCACCUUCCCUUAACAACAGAAUUACAUUGCCUUAAAUAGGGUUUUUUUGUCCCCUUAGCACAUUCCACAGACAUUAGUCAUGGUCAGAGGUACAGGAAAAGGUUUCCACAGAAUGCAUCACAUCAAACCUUUUGUUUACAUGGUACAAGAUAUACUAAAAACAUUGGCCAUUUGCUUUAGGUCAUUUUAUCUCCAAAUAGACCACCCUAGCUCUUUUCGCUGCUUCCUCUGUCACUUGGUCCCUCAUAAACAUAGGUCAUUUGUUUACAAAGAUGUGACUGGCUAUUUCUCUCUUCCUUUAUUGCCUCCUCCCCAUAAACAUUGGUCAUUUGGUUUAUGGCAUCUUACUUCAAAGACAUCUCUCUUCCUCUCUGUCACUUCCUCACUUGGGAGACAAUGUUAUAGGAUUUAUUAUCUCACACACACCGCAACCUGAGGCAAGCCUAAUUUGACACUAAAUAUAAGCUGUAAUCUAGCCCAGAAGCCAAUUUAAUAUCUUCUUAUAUUUUUAACUAAAAUUCGGCUUCAUCACCUGCACCUGUUUUUUCUGUGUUUCAAUGUAUAUAAGAGCUAAAUCUAACUCUCUCUUGAAAACAUCCAGUGAAUUGGCUUCCACUGCCUCCUGUGGCAGAGAAUUGCACAGAUUCACAACUCUCUGGGUGAAGAGAGUUCUAGAACCAGGGCCCACAGUUUAAGUAUUCCAUACCUGGGCGGUACGGUGGCGCAGCGGUAGAGCAACUGCCUUACAGCACCAGAGACCAAGGGUUCAAUCCUGACUACGUGUGCUGUCUGUACGGAGUUUGUAUGUUCUCUCCGUGUCCUUUUCUCAGAGAUCUUCCAUUUCCUUCUACACUCCAAUGACGUACAAGUUGUUAGGUUAAUUGGUUUAGUACACAUUUAAAAUUGUCCCCGUGUGUGCAGGAUAGUGUUAAUGUGCGUGGAUCGCUGGUCGGUGCGGACUCGGUGGGCCGAAGGGCCAGUUUCUGCACCGUAUCUCUUAUCUAAAUUAAACUUGAUGGAAGCAUUUAAAACCACGAGAGACAUAGAUAGGCGAUUAAAACCUUUCCCCCUGGAUGUAAACAUCAUAUAGUAGAUGGCAUAGCUUUGUGGGCCAAACAGCCUGUCCCUGUACUGUACCUGUUCUGUGCUGUUUGAUGUUCAAUGACAUCAGUUUAAAGGAGACAGUAACUUGUCAUUACAGACCGGGCAGAAAAUGACUUCUUGUUUCAGACUCUGCCGACCUGUGGAGUUUUAUAUCUCUCGGCUUCACACUCUGCUAUGUUCCUCUCCUUUGUAACACGUCAGGAUCAAAGAUUACUGAGUUCAGGAACUUCAAUGUGGGAACCAAUGUCUCUUCCACAGGGGCAGCCGACUGAUGUGUGGGGAGUGUGUAAGGUGGCGCACCCUUAUCAACACACAGACUGGGCCAUGCGUGACCCCGUGCAUGGUCACCGGCGUUUACAAUGUGGUCUCUAAUGCCCCCUCUCCGCUUUGAGCAGUCCUGGGCUAGUGAUUGGCUGGUUUCAGAGAGAGAGAAGGCUUGCAAACCUUUCCUGCCCUGGCAUUUUGUUUCGGACAACACUGUCUUUCUGUCUCAUCCUCAGAACAGAAAUCCAGCCUCCCGUUUACCCGCAGUGUAAUCACACAUCAGCCCAUUCACUCUCUGCGGGAAACCCUCCUGAAAGAAACAAUGAGAUUGGCUAACUCUACAUUUAAUACCAAUGCUACCCUGCAUGACCCUGUAUAACUACCCUGAAUGAUUCAUAUCCUUUAUCCACAAAGCACAACAAAGUUCAUGUUACACAAAGUGGACACAACUGAAAGUAUGAAUGGAUGGGGAAAAAGUGAUCAGUAAUCUUUCUUAGUGACUGUGAACUGCAGAUGUUGGUUGAAACCGAAGAUAGACACAGAAAGCUGGAGUAACUCAGCGGGACAGGCAGCAUCUCUGGAGAGAAGACUCAGGGAAAAGUAAAAACGCGAAAAAAAGACGAUGAUGUAGUGAGAUAAAGAACAAUGAAUAAAAGAUAUGCAAAACAGUAUUGAUGUUAAAGUAAACAGGCCAUUGUUACUGUUUGUUGGGUGAAAACGAGAAGCUGGUGCAACUUGGUGGAGGGGAGAUAGAGAGAGAGGGAAUGCCGGGGUUUCCUGAAGUUAGCAAAACCAAUCUUCAUAUGACUGGGCUGUAAGCUGCACAAUAUGUUCAUUUGUUUCCGCAGAGAGACGAUGGCUUCGUCUUCACAAUCUGGAUACUUCAGUCAGCAGGAAAUCAAUAAACUGCAGACUACAUAUGACCAGGGUGGGUUGAGCGAGUUUGCGACACAGAUUGGGAAGAAAUUGAAUGAUAUAGAAAAUGCAAAGCUCAACAUCGCUGUGACAGGAGAAACAGGUGCAGGGAAAUCCACCUUCAUCAACGCCAUGAGGGGGCUGCGGGGCUGUGAUGAGGGUGCAGCUAAAAUCGGGAACAUUGAAACCACAAUGGAGCGAACUCCAUACAAACAUCCCACCUUCCCUAAUGUUUGCUUCUGGGACAUGCCGGGAGUUGGAUCGUUAGAGUUUCCAAUGAAUGAUUACGUGAGCAAAAUGGAAUUUACGACAUACGAUUUUUUCAUAAUAAUCUCACAGAAUCGAUUCACCGAAAAUGAUGCAAAUGUCGCCAAGGAGAUUCAAAACUUGGGGAAGAAGUUCUACUUUGUACGAAGUCAAAUUGACAAUGCUUUCAGUUCUUCAGAACGGCAGGGUGUAUAUUUUGACAGAAUGACGGAACUUGAUAAGAUGAAACAAAACAUAAGUUGCGGUUUGACCAAAGCGGGGAUUUCAAAACCCAUUAUUUUCCUGAUAUCAAGCCUUUCCUUAAAUGAGUUUCAUUUUCCUCAGUUAAGGGAAACGCUUUUAAAUAAUCUCGACAAAAUAAAGAAAGAUGUUCUAUUGAUGUCACUUCCAAACACAACAGUGAAGAUUGUGGAGCUGAAACGAGCCCAGUUGAAGGAACGUAUCUGGAUGUUGGCAACAGUCUCAGCAGCUGUGGGAGUGUUGCCUGUUCCUGGAUUGACUGUCGCCGUUAACCUCGGGAUACUAGUCGCUGCAAUAAUAGGUUUCCGCAAAAGUCUCGGCCUGGAUGAUGCCUCCCUUCAGAGACUGGCCAAUGUCACAAAGAAACCUGUGGAAUUUUUGAAAGCAGAAGUGAGAACCCCACUGAUGGAUGAAAUAAAUAAGGAGUUUGUGACUAAAAUGUUGUUGCGUCCCGGUUUUGCUGCUGUUUCAGCGGUGGAAAUGGUCCUUGAUCCGAUACCAAUCAUUGGCUCCAUCUUCGGGGCAGCGUCGUCAUUUGCAAUGAUUUCCAAGCUGCUGACUGACGUACUGGAUGACCUUGUGGAGAAUGCCCAGAGAGUGGUGACAGUUGCAUUUGCCACUGACCCUGGUCAUCCACAAUAAAGAAUCCGCUACUGAGUUGCUGCAAGUCAUCGCGGAUACGGGAAUGGAAAAUAAAUAUCAUCUUUCACAUCUUCAUUAAAUUCCAAAUUAUUUCACAGCUGAUGAAUCUAGUUACAAUUAUGGCAACAUUUUCCUAUUUCUAAACUCCAACCCCAUUGCAAUAAAAGCCAACAUGCCGUUAGCAUUCUUAACCUCUUGUUUCACCGACCCACUAGUCACUUGUACCUCAUGGAUACAAACAUCUACAUAUUUAUGUGCCUCCUUUAUCUACAGACUUUCUCCAUUUAGAUCACAUCCGGCUUUAGAUUUGAAGUGGCUUUGCUCACUCACUCAACCUAUCUACAUCAUUUUGUGGAGUCUAAAUAUCCCCAUCACCCCCUGCCACCCCAGGUAUCUCUCACGUCCUUGACCAACCGGGAUACCUUGUACACUGCUCUCUCCUGCAAACCAUUCACGAAAAUAGAAAGUUACAUUCAGCUCCUUCAGUUGCGUGGGUUUUCUCCGGAGCUCCGGGAUCCUCCACACUCCAAAUAUGUGGUCAUUUGGAGAUUAAUUGGCUUCGGUAAUGAUUGUAACAAUGUCCCCAGUGUGUGUAGGAUAGUGAUCGUGUACGGGGUGAUCGAUGGUCUGCGUGGAAUCAGUGAGUCGAAGCACCUGUUUCCACACGCUCUCUAAACUAAACUAAACUAAACUAAACUAAACUAUCAUCUCCUGGAGUAUUGUGUACAGUUUUGGUCUCCUAAUCUGAGGAAAGACAUUCUUGCCAUAGAGGAAGUACAGAGAAGGUUCACCAGACUGAUUCCAGGGAUGGCAGGACUUUCAUAUGAAGAAAGCCUUGGCUUGUACUCGCUAGAAUUUAGAAGAUUGAGGGGGGAUCUUAUACAAACUUACAAAAUUCUUAAGGGGUUGGACAGGCUACAUGCAGAAAAUUGUUCCCGAUGUUGGGGAAGCCCAGAACUAGGGGGUCACAGUUUAAGGAUGAGAGGGUAGUCUUUUAGGACCGAGAUGAGAAAAACAUUUUUCACACAGAGAGUGGUGAAUCUGUGGAAUUCUCUGCCACAGAAGGUAGUUGAGGCCAGUUCAUUGGCUAUAUUUAAGAGGGAGUUAGAUGUGUCCCUUGUGGCUAAAGGGAUCAGGAGGUAUGGAGAGAAGGCAGGUACAGGAUACUGAGUUGGAUGAUCAGCCAUGAUCAUAUUGAAUGGCGGUGCAGGCUCGUAGGGCCGAAUGGCCUACUCCUGCACCUAUUUUCUAUGUUUCUAUGUUUCUAUGUAUCCCUCAUGUCCUUGGCCAUUUGCAGAUGUCCAAUCCAAUAUUAGUCACCAAUAUUUAUGACCUGCACCAACCCCCCUCUCCUGCACAGAGAACUAUAACAUUUAGUCACCUGACAUAGACACAACAUGCUGGAGUAACUCAGCGGGACAGGCGGCACCUCUGGAGAGAUGGAAUGGCUGGCGUUUGGGGGUGAGAGACAUAUUUAGACUAGACACCUGACAUUUAACUCCUGAAGCAGCCACUCUACACUGAGCCGUAUCACCACGGACGAGCUCCACAGAGACAGAACAAACAAUGUAUAAUGUUCUCAAACCCUCCUUGAUUAAAACUUUAAACCUGUCACUGAUUCUGCGGAAUUCCUGGCCCGUGACUUAUGAAAGUGGCGAUAAUUCGGGAUGCUACUGAGAACCUGGAGGCCAAGUGAAAUACAGGAGUGGCCACUGAAGCUUCUGAUGGAGACCGCAGAGAAGGUGCUCGCUGUUGCCAAAGGCGCCCAUUAACCGCUCUGCAUCAAUAUACAUCCCGUCAGUUCACGUCGUGCUGGGCUUCAUACUUUGAAAAAAGCUAACGCCAAAUCGUGCGCUAAUACUACUCGAACUGAUUGCUGUUUGCUUGGAGCUGUGGGUUAUUCUGCCUAGGCCCACGUGAUCACCCGUUUGCUAAAUACUCCCCCUCCGAUUCCCACACUGACCUUUCUGUUCUGUUCUGUUUUCCUCAUCUCGGUCCUAAAAGAUUUCCCCGUUAUCCUUAAACUGUGACCCCUUGUUCUGGACUUCCCCAACAUCGGGAAUAAUCUUCCUGCAUCUAGCCUGUCCAACCCCUUAAGAAUUUUGUAAGUUUCUAUAAGAUCCCCCCCUCAAUCUUCUAAAUUCUAGCGAGCACAAACCGAGUCUAUCCAGUGUUUCUUCAUAUGAAAGUCCAGACAUCCCAGGAAUGAGUCUGGUGAACCUUCUCUCUACUCCCUCUAUGGCAAGAAUGUCUUUCCUCAGAUUAGGAGACCAAAACUGUACACAAUACUCCAGGUGUGGUCUCACCAAGACCCUGUACAACUGCAGUAGAACCUCCCUGCUCCUAUACUCAAAUCCUUUUGCUUUGAAUGCUAACAUUCCAUUUGCCUUCUUCACUGCCUGCUGCACCUGCAUGCCUACUUUUCAUGACUGGUGUACCAUGACACCCAGGUCUCGUUGCAUCUCCCCCUUUCCUAAUCGGCCACCAUUCAGAUAAUAAUCUACUUUCCUGUUUUUGCCACCAAAGUGGAUCACCUCACAUUAAUCCACAUUAUACUGCAUCUGCCAUGCAUUUGCCCACUCACCCAGCCUAUCCAAGUCACCUUGCAGCCUCCUAUCAUCCUCCUCUCAGCUAACACUGCCCCCCAGCAUCUGCAAGAAGACCAACUGUCUGUGUGGGAACUGGGACCAUGUCUAUCAUCUACAGCUCCAGACAAAGAGAUAUGGAGAAUGUUUAGAACUGAUGAGAAUGACCCGCCUGAAAUACAUCCCACUGGAAUGUGGGCGGCACAGUGGCGCAGCGGUAGAGCUGCUGUCUCACAGCGCCAGAGACACGGGUUCAAUCCUGACUACGGGGGCUGUCUGUUUGUGCAUGGGCUUCCACCGGGUGUGACGGUUUCCUCCCACACUCCAAAGACAUACAGGUGUGUGUGUUAAUUGGCUUCUGUCAGCACUGUAAAUUGACCCCAGUGUGUAGGAUAGUGCUAGUGUACGGGAUGAUCGAUGGGCCACAUGUAAUCAGUGGGCCGAAGGGCCUGUUUCCACACUGUAUCACUCUAUGACUCUUUGACAUGAUAUGUAACACUGUCGCUGUUGAUGGGUCAACACAUUUGAACUGUUUAGACAAGUAGAGUUGUAUCUAUUGUUAAUUAACAAGCUUGCUUCAGUACAAAUAUACACAAUAAAAGUUCUAUAUAAAGCCGAACUCUUAGUAUUUGUCCGUUAAUUAAAAUGACUGCAGCUGACCCGUGUUAGUGAAACUUGUGAGAUCCGGUUGUGUUUCAACAUGCUGAAUAUAGAGACAGAUAUUUCCCCUGGAGGAACGGGUUACAUAUCACUGCCAGGUCGUGCGGCACUGUGGUCAACCCUGUUCUAUAACCCGGGCAUUGAUGUUGAGAAUGGGGCAGCACAGUGGCGCAGCGGGUAGAGCUGCUGAUUCACGGUGCGGGUGAUACAAGUUCCAUCCUGACAUCGGUUCUUGUCCGUGUGGAAUUAGUACAGUCUCCCCGUGACCGUGUGGGUUCCCUCUGGGUGUCCUGGUCUCCUCCCACAUCCCAAAGACGUGCAGGUUUGUAGGUUGAUUGGUCUCUGUAAAUUACCCCUAGUACGUAGGGAGUGGGCGAGAAAGUGGGAUAACUUAGAACUAGUAUGAAGGUGAGAUCGAUGGUCGCCCUCCACUAGUUGGGCCGAAUGGCCUGUUUCCAUGCUGUAUCUCUAAAUAACUAUUCUGUGUCACGUCAAGGGGGUCAGUAUCUGCUGCCAUCGCCAUGAAGUGGAAGACCACACACAGGCCUUGUCUUUGGUUUGUACUGAAGCAGUAAUGUGGGAAAUGGGGUUCCCACAUGUUUGGGGAAUCUGGUCACGUGGACAUUUAUUGAGGAUUUGAUCAUUAAAGUGUUGUGUUUAUAAAACCCAAUCUGAUGUGGGGGAUGUUAGAUUUAGCUCUUGGGGCUAACGGAAUCAAGGGAUAUGGGGAGAAAGCAGGAAUAGAGUACUGAUUGUGGAUGAUCAGCCAUGAUCAUAUUGAAUGGCGGAGCUGGCUGGGGUGAUCUGCCUCCAGCCCCAAGCACCUUGCUAGAAUUAACGUACUGUUCAUGCAAGAAAACAAGCUGUGAGAAAUCAAGUACAGGGAAAGGAAGAUGCUCAUGUCAACAGCAUGGUGAGUCAUGUACAGAUUUAUGUCAGUGUGUUGACUGCAGAAUCUCUAUUACUGCAAAAGACGUGGAAACUGAUGAAGAAUAUUCAGAUGAAGAUCACAUGUAAUGUAAAGAAAUUAAUUGGGGAAAUAAAUGAUGAUAUAAAGUUUUAUUUUUAUGUCGAUCGUUUCACUGUUUAUUUGGUCAAAUUAUUUAAACAAUGAGUGAAUUACUUAUGAUAAUGGCGUGUUGGUGAAUUACAGUGCGACAGCCCAUACACACACAUUCACACACACACAUCCAUCCACACACACACUUCCAUGCAUGCACACACUUCCAUGCAUGCACACACACACACAUGCCCACAUUCAUCCACACAUCCACACACAAACACACCCACACACACAUCCACACACCCAUCCGCACGCAGACGUACAUGCACACAUCCACACACACACGCACAUACAUGCAUACAUCCAUCCAUCCAUACACACAUACAUACACAUUUACAUCCACACAUCUCUAGAUACACGUUUGACGGGUAUACACAGCCACACACACAAACUACAGAUACUCAAACACUUGUAGGGUUAUUUUAGGUUAAAGGUAAUAGCCCUCAUUUGCAGAGGCACUGUGGGGGGUCUCUAACAUAAAUAUAGGCUCAUUAUAGUUUAAAAUGAAUACUCAUCGAGUAAACAUCAGAGCAUUCGAUUCUUGGUGGGGAUGUGACAUUUACAUCAGAAAUAAGACUUUACUCUUACAGGUCUGUCCCCCAGCCUGACACUGCCCCAGUCCCACUAUGGCCGUUAACCCCACUCUCCCCAAUAUGGCAGUCAGUGGGGUUCAGUAAACGGGGGAAAGCAGAGGAUCUGUCCUGAACCUUUAAUUAGGCAGGUUCACGAGCCCUUAAAACAUGGGACCUCUGCGGCAAAAGAUGCAAAGCUGCACGAUGCCUUCAGCGACCCUGCAGGCGGGUCCCAGCCGCGGUUCACCUGGUCGAGAUCGGACAGUUCAGCCCGAUCCCGGAUAGACUUCGUCUUCACCAUGAAGGCCGUCAUGGUGAGACACACCGAACUCAUGCCGGUGUUCUUAUCUGACCACUGCCUCCUUCAGGCUUCCUGUCACCUACAGGAAGACCGGAAGGCAGGCAGAGGGAUGUGGAAGUUAAACGUGAAGCUGUUGACCCCAGAGAACGUUGAGGAGCUAAUGAGGGACUAUGCAUGUUGGAGAUGGGGUGGCUCUCGGGGUUGCUGUACUUGGCACAAGUGUGGCCUGUCCCUCCCUCCUACGCCACGGGGAUCACCCGGGCCGUCUUCCAGUUCAUCUGGGGGUCGAGGAUGGACCGGGUGCGACGGGUCACAAUGUACAAGUCGGCAGACAACGGGGGUAAAAGCGUGCCCA
Leucoraja erinaceus (little skate) is the source of this 9294-nucleotide messenger RNA. Its product is annotated as interferon-inducible GTPase 5-like. NCBI's taxonomy places the organism in Eukaryota, Metazoa, Chordata, Chondrichthyes, Rajiformes, Rajidae. Gene Ontology annotation, cellular component: membrane. The transcript has a single exon. The coding region runs from base 2523 to 3758 and encodes 411 amino acids. The record is from RefSeq and is a predicted model, not a curated record. Gene Ontology annotation, molecular function: GTP binding.